AACAUUUAAUGUCGUGGCGAAUAAUGAAUGACAAGCUCAUUUAAAUAUGUAUUGUUAACGUGGAAAGGACAAACUGCAUCUUUUGACAACAGUUAAUACCAUGGUUAAGACGAUACCAUUAUUUAUUGGAGCGGGAACAUUGACGCUAGCCAUUAUAGUAUUAUACAACGUAUCACAACCUGAUAAUCACAUUAUAAAAUUUUUUCGACGUAAUCGAACAAAUGAUGAAAAGAAUUCCGUCUCAUUAAAUAUACCAGUAAAAAUAUCAGCACAGGAAUUCCACCUAGAAAAAUUACCACCGGAAUCACCGGCUAGAAAAAUGUUUGAAAAAGAACUUUCCAGAAUAAGUUACAAUUUAAAAUCCGGUCAAAUUGCUGAUUAUGGACCAGGAUCUUCUGUUGUGUAUUUCGAUGGAGAUGUUGAGAAAACUGUACAGCCUAAUUCAAUGCUUUCUGAAGCUGUGAUAAUUCCUGAACAACAACAACAAACAGAUCUCAAUUUACACAAUCUACUUACUAAUGAAAAUGGAAAGCUAUCGAAUAUUCCUUCUCAGCUUAAUUCAGAAACUCAUAAAGGAAUACAGAAUGUCCCUAUUAACUCAAAUAACCCAAAUGUAAUUCAAAACACACAGCUUCUAAAUGUCCCUACUAAUCAAAAUUCUCAAAAUGACCAUUUACAAAAUGUUCCUGUCGUGCGAAGUGACCCAAAUGCACAAAUGCCAAAUGCACAAAUGCACCAAAUGCAAAAUGUACAAAUGCCAAAUGCACAAAUGUUAAAUUCACAAAUGCCAAAUGUUCAUAAUCCGCAAGAUUGGAAAAUCAUAAACCAAAGUGCACAACUAUCAGCAAAUGAAAUAGAAGCACACGACAAUCAAUUAGAAAAUCAACCUGGUCUGCAGAAUCAGCAAAACUCAAUGGCGAAAAUAAACUAUAAUUCUGGUGGUGUUUGGCAGCCAGUAGAACAGAGCCAUCAUUUGUCGGGUAUUGUUCAAAGUGUUCAGAAAGACCCAAAGGCGGGAGCAACUUAUUGAUGAUUUGGACUGUGUGAAGAUGUCGCCAUGCUUUUAUCUUUUCUAAUUAAAUUAGAAGCUAUUGUUUUUUUAAAGUAUUACAGUAUAUGUAUUUUAAAGUUUAUUACCUUUAUGAGCUUUACAUGAUUAUUUUCAGUAUUAUUAGAAGGAAACCUUUUUUCGAUACUUUUAGUUUGUGUAUAAGAAAUUAAUGUAAUAAACAGUUUUUUCAGGUC
This is a messenger RNA of Saccostrea echinata, 1245 nucleotides long. RefSeq lists its product as uncharacterized. The transcript is spliced from 2 exons. Lineage: Eukaryota; Metazoa; Mollusca; Bivalvia; Ostreida; Ostreidae. The coding region runs from base 101 to 1030 and encodes 309 amino acids. The record is from RefSeq and is a predicted model, not a curated record.